Molecule: messenger RNA, 3126 nt
Organism: Chinchilla lanigera (long-tailed chinchilla)
Lineage: Eukaryota; Metazoa; Chordata; Mammalia; Rodentia; Chinchillidae
Gene: Eps8l2
Product: EPS8-like 2
Biological process (GO): regulation of Rho protein signal transduction; Rho protein signal transduction; positive regulation of ruffle assembly
Cellular component (GO): plasma membrane; vesicle; ruffle membrane
Molecular function (GO): actin binding
Source: RefSeq, a predicted model, not a curated record
GGGCACUGUCUCCCCAGGAAGUGUGCCCAGGGCAGAGCCAGCGGCCUGGCAGUGCCCAUCUCCUCUCACAACAAACACCCUGCCCGGGCUGCUUCUGCGUUCAUCCCACCACAGCCUGGCCAGAGCGCCGCUCCAGCCCCCCAGUCUCCUCCGCGUCUGGACGCCCCAGGGAGGACCAGCCUGGGAGUCUGGCCGACGGUGGAGAGCGCGCGGCCGGCGCACAGAGGGCGGACGGACGCGCCGUCCGGGACGGCGAAGCAGGUGUAGGCUGGACCCUGGGCCCAACUCAGGCCACGCUGAGUUUUGCCUUCUUGGCUCUGGCCAGCACCAAGGACACCAUGAGCCAGUCCGGACCCAUGAGCUGCUGCCCAGGUUCUACCAACGGCAGCCUGGGCCGGUCUGACGGUGUGGCCAGGAUGAGCGCCAAGGACCUGUUUGAGCAGAGGAAGAAGUAUUCCAACUCCAACGUCAUCAUGCACGAGACCUCCCAGUACCACGUCCAGCACCUGGCCACAUUCAUCAUGGACAAGAGCGAGGCCAUCACAUCUGUGGACGAUGCCAUCCGGAAGCUGGUGCAGCUGAGCUCCAAGGAGAAGGUCUGGGCCCAGGAGAUGCUGCUGCAGGUCAGCGAUCAGUCAGUGCGGCUGCUGGACAUCGAGUCGCAGGAGGAGCUGGAGAACUUCCCGCUGCCCACCGUGCAGCACAGCCAGACGGUGCUCAACCAGCUGCGCUAUGCUUCGGUGCUGCUCCUGGUGUGCCAGGACUCCGAGCAGAACAAGCCCGACAUCCACUUCUUCCACUGCGACGAGGUGGAGGCCGAGCUGGUGCAGGAGGACAUCGAGAGCGCACUGGCCGACUGCCGGCUGGGGAAGAAGAUGCGGCCGCAGACCCUGAAGGGACACCAGGAGAAGAUCCGGCAGCGGCAGUCGAUCCUGCCCCCUCCCCAGGGCCCCGCCCCUAUCCCCUUCCAGCGCCAGGCGGGGGACUCCCCUUACGCCAAGAACCGGGUGGGCCCCCCGGCCCCGCUGCAGGACCCAGGCUACCGUCGCCGGGAAUCGCAGGAUGAGGAGCCGCGUGCGGUGCUGGCCCAGAGGAUAGAAAAGGAGACGCAAAUCCUCAACUGCGCCCUGGAUGACAUCGAGUGGUUCGUGGCCCGGCUGCAGAAGGCGGCAGAGGCUUUCAAGCAGCUGAACCAAAGAAAGAAGGGGAAGAAGAAGGGCAAGAAGGGGCCGGCAGAGGGUGUCCUCACGCUGCGGGCGCGGCCCCCCGCCGAGGCUGAGUUUGUCGACUGCUUCCAGAAAACCAAGCUGGCCAUCAACCUGCUCGCCAAGCUGCAGAAGCACAUCCAGAACCCCAGCGCGGCAGAGCUGGUGCACUUCCUCUUCGGACCGCUGGACCUGAUUGUCAACACUUGCGGAGGCCCGGACCUCGCACGCUCGGUGUCCAGCCCCCUGCUCUCCCGGGACGCCGUGGGCUUCCUGCGCGGCCACCUGAUCCCCAAGGAGAUGUCGCUGUGGGAGUCUCUGGGGGAGACCUGGACGCAGCCCCGCUCCCAGUGGCCACGGGAGCCACAGGUGCCCCCCUAUGUGCCCAAGUUCCACAGCGGCUGGGAGCCGCCCCUGGACGUGCUGCAGGAGGCGCCCUGGGAGGUGGAGGGGCCAGCGGCAACUGAGGACCAGCCAACCCUGGGGCGCCGGCUGUCUGCACAGAGCUCCCCAAGACAUAUCCUGGGUGAACCUACAACCCCAGGGGAUGCGCUGCAGCCCACCGGCUCCCCCCACGCUCCAAGGGUGUACCAGCCAACGCCUCCCAUUUCCAAGUACGUGAAGAUCCUCUACGACUUCACAGCCCGCAAUGCCAACGAGCUCUCUGUGCAGAAGGAUGAGGUCCUAGAGGUGCUGGAGGACGGGCGGCAGUGGUGGAAACUGCGCAACCGAAGCGGCCAGGCCGGCUACGUGCCCUGCAACAUCCUGGCGGAGGCCCGGCCCGAAGACGUGGGCGCUCCCCCGGAGCAGGCCGGUCAGGGAUACUGGGGCCCCGCCAGCCCGACCCACAAACUGCCCCCGACCUUCGCGGGGAACAAGGACGAGCUGAUCCACCACAUGGAUGAGGUCAACGACGAGCUGGCGAAGAAGAUCAGCCACAUCAGGAUGCAGCAGUCGCGGCCCUUCCGGGUGGAGCGCAGCCACUCCGUGCGCCUGCCGCUCACCUUCGAGUCGGGUCCCGAGGAGGUCCGGGCCUGGCUGGAGGCCAAAGCCUUCAGCAGCCGCAUCGUGGAGAACUUGGGCAUCCUGACCGGGCCCCAGCUUUUCUCGCUCAACAAGGACGAACUGAAGAAGGUGUGCGGGGAGGAGGGCGUCCGCGUGUACAGCCAGCUCACGGUGCAGAAGGCCGUCCUAGAGAAACAGCAGAGCGGGUCGGAGCUGGAGGAGCUCAUGAACAAGUUUCAUUCCAAGAGCCAGCGGAAGGCAGAGGACAGCUAGACCUGGCUGCGCAGAGGGGCGCGCCUGUGCUGGGCCGACCGCACGCAUGGGUGUCAUCUCUGUAGGUGUAUCAUCUUACACCCAGGACUCAGGGGCCAGAUGGGGCGGCCAGAUGCCUCCAGGCCUAGGCCUGGCCAGGCCCCUGCCUACCCCCAGCUUACCCACCACCCACACCAAGGACCAAGGCCAGCCAAAACUGUGCCCACCCCUGGGCCCUCAGCCACCUGUCCCAGGCCACAGGGGCGGACCUUUCCCACUGAACUCCUGUGCAUGGACUGCUCCUGGCCCUGUGAUCCUGACCCCCAGCCUACCGACCUCCAUCCACCUGCCCAUCUGCCCCCCACAUCCCAGGAGGGGUUGGCGUUCAGAGCUGGCUGGGCUGGUGACCUGGCCUCCAGAUUUGCCCCCCUACCCGCGGGUGCUGCUUGGCAAGGGCAGCUUGGGCAGGGCUCUGGGACACAACCCUGUGGAGGUCUGAGGGACACAGGGACUGGCCUCAGAUACCACCCCACACAGCCCAGGAAAGAGCUCCCCUGACUGUGUCCCAGCCAGUGGGGCCUGGCUGCUGUGCUAGUGGCCAUCACGCUCAGAGAUGAGACAAGGGGCUCUCAGGCCAAGCCAUUAAAACAGUUGUCUCCUGGCA